GCAGGGCCCAGUAGGAUGUAAUCGACACUGGGUUUGUACCUUACUGUCUUUUCCAUAGCCAGUUAGCCAAGCUUUGGGAAAGAAUCACAUUUUUGUGUGUCUAGUUCCUUCUUGUGAAAUUAGCAGCUAAUUGGUAGGGUCUUGCUGUAAGCCAAAAUAAAAUCUUCUAGCAGACGAAAUAUGCUACCCAAGGUUUUCCUGAGCUUCGUGCUUCGUUUUCCAUUGCUUGUUCUGUAUCUUCCCUCUAAAGCAGGCUCUGGAUUCUUUGGCCACCAGAAUCCAGAGCUCCUAGUUGCCAUUCUCUUGUCUUUGCUUUUGAAUCCCAUGGUCUGUUUUCUAUUUAUAAGUUGGGCAUUUGUGUUGUUCCCCUUCUCCUUUCCAACCUUUUUUGAGGAUUAACUCCCUGCUCUUUAAUGGAUGGGCAGUUUUCUUUUCCCUCUAGAACAGCUCAAAGACAUUGCCUAUGGCACUCGAAAUAUCCCAGUUCGUCUUCCAACCCUGCCUGCCCCUGGAGAAGAAGAGGGAGCAGAUGUUUCUGUGCUGAGUCACAGGGACAAUCUUUUCGAGUUACACAUCCACCAGGCUUUCCUGACAUCUGCUGCCUUGGCUCAGGCCGGGGAUGCCCGGCCUACCACUUUCUGCACCUACGCCUUCUAUGAUUUUGAAACUCAUUGUACACCGCUCUCUGUGGGGCCGCAGCCAUGCUAUGACUUCACUUCCCAGUAUGUGGUGGAGACAGAUUCCCUUUUCUUACACUACCUUCAAGGGGCUUCAGCCCGACUUGAGCUACAGCAGGCUGUGGCCAGUGAACACCACACCCUUGCAGCUGGAUGGAUUCGCUUUAACAGAGUGCUAGAGACCGUGGAGAAAGUCCAUGGUUCAGUCACACUUACUGGAGUCAGUGGAGAAGACUUUGGGAUGCUAGAAUACUGGAUGAGGCUGCACAUCCCCAUAGGACGCAGCCAACAGUCAUGCACUAAACGAAAGAAAGCCCAGGUCUACCUGUCAGCGCAUGCACCUGGAGCCUGGGAGGCCAAGGAGGACGAGGUGAGAACAGGAUGUACCCAUGCAUCUCCAAGGAACCUGCACCAAAGGGCUCAUGAGAACAGUCCCAUCUUUCACUGUCACUAGGUAUACAGACACAAGUUUCAAAUGAAACCAUGCCCUUGCAACUGGUUGGCGUUCCUUGCUGGGAGCACAGUAACCUCUGUGUGCCAUUUUUUCAGAUAAGGCCUGAGUGCUGGUGUCUCCUUCAGAUGACUGCCAGUGCCAGUCUGCAGGUCCUUGGGUGUGUCUGCAGCCCAGCCAGUGCAGCUGUCCUCAGGGUCAUAGCUCUUCCUCUCCAGAGGUGCUGACCCUGUGCCAUUGCACUGUUCUUGCUUUGCCUUCCUUCUCAGUCUAAGAUCCAUUUCUUUCUAGUCCAGAGCCCAACCUUGGAGCCCACAGAAUGAGCUGAGGGUUGAAAUCACCAGGUGCUGUGGCCUCCAGAGUCGCCGGCCAGGAGCUCAGCCCAGCCCAUACGUCAUGUACCACUUCUUCACCUUUGCUGACCAUGACACUGCCAUCGUGCCAGCCAGUAACAAUCCUUACUUUGGAGACCAGGCCCAAUUCUCGGUGGUUGUGACCUCUGACCUGGAUCACUACCUGAGGCAGGAGGCCCUGUCACUAUACGUCUUUGAUGAUGAAGACUCAGAGCCUGGCUCAUACCUCGGCCGAGUCCUGGUGCCCUUGCUGCCUCUUGCGCAAAACCGACCUAUUAAAGGUGGGAGCUGGCAGCUGGCACAUCUUCAUGCCUUUUCCCUUGAUGUUGUCUCUGUGUGUCUUUGUGUACUUGCUCGGAUCAGUCUCUCUUUAAAAAGCAGCUGCAAUGGCUUUAGGCUCUUGUCAAGAGUGGCACGGCUGG
Molecule: messenger RNA, 1903 nt
Organism: Ochotona princeps (American pika)
Lineage: Eukaryota; Metazoa; Chordata; Mammalia; Lagomorpha; Ochotonidae
Product: X-linked retinitis pigmentosa GTPase regulator-interacting protein 1-like
Exons: 2
Coding region: 418-1131 (237 amino acids)
Biological process (GO): non-motile cilium assembly; retinal rod cell development
Cellular component (GO): photoreceptor connecting cilium
Molecular function (GO): thromboxane A2 receptor binding
Source: RefSeq, a predicted model, not a curated record